AUGAAGAGGAAGAAUAUUAGUGACGAUAUAGAAUUAAGACAAGGAGGGAAAGAAUUCACUAAUAACUUAAAGUGGAAGGAAGUUGUAAUAGACCCUAGAUUAAUAUCAAAUUUGACCAUCCAUGGUGUUAGCUUUAUAGAAGAGCUUAUUAAUCCAGAAGAUAUAAAUAUAUAUAAUCCAGUAGGUGAAGACAAAUGUUUUAGUGAAGGAGAAAGGAAAAAAAAAGUAAAGAAAGGUACUAUUAAGAAGCAAUGCAGUAAAUCUAUUAAGGAUUUUAUGAUAAAUGUUAAAGAUAAGAUUUUACAUCCUGAUGAAUAUUGGGAGGAAUAUGGCUACUUGAGAGAAUCUUUAAAAAAUUGGGUAGAUAUUAUUGAAAGACAUACUUUUAAUUUUAAUAAUGUUAAGGAGAAUGAAUGUUUAUCAGAUGAUUUAAGAACUCCAAAUAUAGUUAUACAUCCAAGUAUAUUGAAAGGUAUUGAGAAAUUGGGAUUUUUUAGUCCUACAAAAGUUCAAGAGAUGUGUUUAAUACCAGCAAUACGUGAUAGAAAGGAUAUAAUAGCUACAGCUGAAACAGGUUCUGGAAAAACACUUGCAUAUGGUAUUCCUAUCCUUGUGAAUAUCAUGUUUACUGAACAAAGACGAAGAGAAAAAUUAGAGACAAAGUCUUUAAAAUUUAAUAGUUUAGAAGAUAAAUAUAUAAAUAAUUCAAUAGAUGAUACUGAUUAUUUUGAGAAGAUUUUAGAUUCUAAUGAUAAUGAAAAUAAUGAAGAAGUAGAUGAUACAUUAGUGACAUUGAAAGAGUUAGGUUUCAAAAUAACAGAAAUUUCAGGAGAUAUUGAACUAGAUAAAAAUGAAUUUUAUGAAAUAGAUAAACCAUUACAAGCUUUAAUUAUUCUUCCAAGUAGAGAGCUAGCUUUACAGGUUAGAGAUCAUUUGCGUGCUGUAGGACACUUUACAGGAUUAGGGAUUCAUGCAUUUGUUGGUGGAUUUUCUAUAGAGAAACAAGAGCGUUUAAUAAUUCAGAAUAAGGUUCAGAUAGCAGUUGGUACACCUGGGCGUUUAGCAGAUUUGAUACUUAAUAAUUAUAAAAUAGAAGAUAUUGGAAAAAGUGAAUUGGAAAGGAAAAUGAACAAGAUUUUAUCUAUAGAAUAUUUAAGGUUUUUAGUUUUGGAUGAGGCAGAUAGGUUAGUUGAACAAGGUCAUUAUAAAGAAUUAAAAUUAAUUCUCGAUAAUAUAUAUGAAGAGAAUGGUCAGAAAAAGAAAUUUAGAAAACCUAUUCAGACAUAUAUUUUUUCAGCUACAUUAAAUUUACCUGAUAAAUUACAUCCAAGAUUUUCUUUAAAAAAAAAUAAUAAUAAGCAUACAAAAGAUGGAAAGAAUAAUGAUCAGAUAAACUCUGAUUUAAUUGGAAAUACAGGUAAAGCAAUGCAAAGUAUUUUGCAAUAUAUUAAACUUCAAAAUGAUAAGGUAUUUGUAGUAGACCUAUCAAGAUUUAAAAUAAGUUAUAAUAAAGAUGAGAAUAUCGAUGAAAAUCAUAAAUAUGUUCAAUCUACAAGUGCUAUUCAUAUUCCAAAAGGUUUAAUGAUUUACAUGAUUCGUUGUGAUGAAUUAGAUCGUGAAAUGAGGUUAGUUAUGUAUUUACUUGCUUAUUUUACCCCCAAAUGGAACUAUAAAUUAAAAGAUGAGAAGGAAAGUAAUUGUACUAAUUGUGCAAUAUGUAAUAAGGGCAAGAUUUUAUUAUUUGUAAAUUCAAUUUCUUAUGUAUAUAGAUUAUUACCACUUCUUCCACUAGUUUUAUUAGGAAAUGAUAUUCAUUUGAAAAAGUUUACAGGUAAUUUUAAAAGACCAAAGUGCAAUUAUAAUUGCAAAGAUAGUCUAAAGAUAUUGGGUAUUCAUGGAAAUAUCUCUCAAAAACAACGUGUUAAAACAUUGGAACAAUUUAGAUAUAGCAAUUCAGCAAUUUUGAUAUGUACUGAUGUACUAGCUCGUGGAUUAGAUAUCCCUGAUGUUGAAGUUGUAAUCCAUUUACAACCUCCUAGGAAUGCAUCACUAAUGAUCCAUAGAAGUGGUAGAACAGCAAGAGCUACUAAAACAGGUGAAUGUGUUUUAUUUUGUACUCCUAAGGAUGUACCCCUUUAUACAAAAUAUUUACGUGCAAUUUCACAAUCAUAUGAAUCAAUUGCUGCCCCAUAUCAGAUCUCAAAUAUAACUUCUUUUCAUAUUUCUCAUAUACAAAAUAGACUUGCUUUAGCUAUAGAAAUUGAAAAUUUGGGUCACCUUUUUUUUAAAAAAAAAAAAAGUAUGAAUUGGAUGAUUGAAAUGGCUAAGGAAGCUGAUCUUGAACUUUCAGAUGAGGAAGAUUGUAGAAAGGAAUUGAAUCAGCUAGUAAAUACUCAAGAAAUUAAACAAAAGUAUAAGCAAUUAAUAGGAUUAAUCCACUCUUUUGAAAUUUAG
Molecule: messenger RNA, 2454 nt
Organism: Cryptosporidium muris RN66
Lineage: Eukaryota; Apicomplexa; Conoidasida; Eucoccidiorida; Cryptosporidiidae
Product: DEAD/DEAH box helicase family protein
Exons: 1
Coding region: 1-2454 (817 amino acids)
Cellular component (GO): nucleolus
Molecular function (GO): ATP binding; nucleic acid binding
Source: RefSeq, a predicted model, not a curated record